Messenger RNA from Lytechinus variegatus (green sea urchin), 6052 nucleotides. RefSeq names its product ras-related protein Rab-5B-like. The transcript is spliced from 6 exons. Gene Ontology annotation, molecular function: GTPase activity; GTP binding. The record is from RefSeq and is a predicted model, not a curated record. Bases 335 to 985 code for a protein of 216 amino acids. Lineage: Eukaryota; Metazoa; Echinodermata; Echinoidea; Temnopleuroida; Toxopneustidae.
CAGGUGGGGUUUCACGAUUGCGCACAAGGGCUUACAUCUUCCUGUUGAGAUAAAAAUAUCAUAGCAAGACCCCAAAACAACCCAAAUAUUCGACGUUUGGUAAGAAAAUUUGAUAAUUCAUACGAGGUUUUGUGAAAAUCUUGAAGGUUGGAGAGCAUAGAGGGUGGUGAAAUCUGUUAGUCGUUAUCAAAGAACCAUAUCUUCUGGAGGAAGGAGCCUAGUAGAUGUUCCUGGUGUUACCUUCAGCGCUUACAUCAUUUUUGGUGGAGUCUGCACAACAAGCCCACAGACACUACCUAAUUCACUGGAUUUUGUCAUCUUUUUAUGUUGAACAAUGGCUAAUAGGGGAGGAGCGCAAAGACCUAACGGCACACAGGGCAAGAUAUGUCAGUUCAAACUGGUGCUUUUGGGAGAGUCUGCAGUUGGAAAGUCAAGUUUAGUGUUACGGUUUGUCAAAGGUCAAUUCCAUGAGUUCCAAGAAAGCACAAUAGGAGCUGCAUUCCUGACACAGACAGUUUGUCUUGAUGACACAACGGUAAAGUUUGAAAUUUGGGACACAGCUGGACAAGAGCGUUACCACAGCUUGGCACCCAUGUACUACAGAGGAGCACAGGCAGCAAUUGUAGUUUAUGAUAUCACAAAUCAAGAAACCUUUGGAAGGGCCAAAACGUGGGUAAAAGAAUUGCAAAGACAAGCCAGUCCCAACAUUGUCAUAGCACUAGCUGGAAACAAGGCAGAUCUUGCAAACAAGAGAAUGGUUGAAUUUGAGGAGGCCCAAGCAUAUGCAGAAGAGAACAGCUUAUUGUUUAUGGAGACAUCUGCCAAGACUGCCAUGAAUGUCAAUGAUAUAUUCCUGGCAAUAGCCAAGAAGCUUCCAAAGAAUGACCAAGUUGGAGGGCCCAGUAGUGGACAAAGGGGCACAAACAGGGGUGUGGACCUAACAGAGAGUAACCAGCAAUCAUCAGGGGGGUGUUGCAAAAACUAACGAAGGCUGCCAGUCUCAUCAUGAAAUGUUGCAUAUUAUUUUGAAAGACAGAAGGAUUGGGGCAGCCAAAGGUCUUGCCCUGUGCUCUGAAGCUAGAGACAUACCUACAAAAAAAAUCCAGAAAUUCAUUUAAUCAGAACAUAGUUGGCAGAGGUGGUUUAGGCUGUUCCCACUGCUUUACUGUUUGAGUUCCUUUCUGCUGCUAUCUAGACCUUCUUCGAUGAUGCGCAUACGUAGUGUAGCACAGCAAUGACUGUCAGUGAGAACAGCCUUCUAUUGUGUGGGUACGACCUAGUGCUCUGUCUGUAAGGUUUAUUUCAUGAACUCUACAGAACUGAAUGUGAAAUAUGUGAUAUGCAAAUGAUACACAUCACUUAAUAUAUUAGUAAGAAUUACCCACACAAGGUGUCUUACAUAGUUCCCACACCUUCCCACACCUGAUAGUUGAGGGUGUGUAUACAAUAUUGAAAGUACCAUGUGUGGGUCAUAAUGCCAGAAGAAAGUGAUAUGUUUUAUUUGUUCUAUAAACUAGUGAUAUGGAUUAUCAUUGUUUGAUAAAUUGCUCUCAUUUAAAAAAUCAUGACUCGUUAUCAUACUGACGAUCGGUCAUCGCUUAUCGUAAGUAAAAUUUCAUUCGAGGCAAAAUGAGUUGGUGGUCACACAAAUGUUCCUAACCAAUAAUUUAGUGAAAAACCACUUUAUGAUCUCGUAAAUCUGUUUUCUGUAUCAAUGACCAGUCACAAACAAUUAUACCAUGGGUUACUCUUCAUGAUGUGAAGAAUUAAUAGCCAGAAGAUGAAUGAACCCAAAGCCGACAUUAUAAAAACAAAUGUCACAUAGGCUUAUCAUUUAUGAAUGAACAAUUCUGAUAUGAAGAUAUUUGGAACCAUACAUUAUGUCAAGCUAUUUCAAUAUUGGAUCAUGGAAUUUUUUCUGAUCAAUUUAAAAACUCAUUUAAAAAAAAACACAGUUUUAUAACAAGGCACUGUUAAAGAAAUCUCUUAUGAGAACAUAUUCCUGUUUUUUGGUAACUUUGGUAUUGUAGGAAUUUACAGAUUUUCGUCAAAAUGUUCCAUGCAUUAUGCUUCAUUCCAGCUGGCAUGAUAUAUCCUCUUGUGAUGUCAUUUUGCCAUCACAAUACUAGUUUGAAUUUACAUACAAGAUUUACUGCCUCACAACCCACAAUAUAUCACUAGGCAAGGUCUUCUGAAAUAAGUUAAAAUAGUAGUUAAGUCUUUAUAAAUCAAAUUAGAAAAGAAGGCUAGCUAUUCUGGAAGAGGGAUUCUUUUACUUUCUGUCAGUUUGAAUCCAUUAAGAUAAUUCAGGUACGAGAAACUAAAAUUUCUUUGAUACCAUUUCUUUUGCUUUGGACUGCUGAGAGUGAUUCUUCAAAUUUCAAACUUCCAAUUUCUCAUUCUUUUAUCUCUCCUUAAAAUCUUUCUGCAUCGUAUCAGAAAUUAGUUAGGUUAUUGUUAAUCAAUUUUGAAAAGCUAUGUAUCAUUUUAAAUUUUAUGAUCUACUCUUUCAAUGAGAAUUGAUAAAUAUGAAGAAAAACAUGGUUAAAAUGAAGGUGGUCUUGUAUCUUUCAGGAGUAUGCAGAUGACUCUCAUUUGUAGUGAUGAAAAUGAAUUCAUUGCCUGUUAUUGAAGAAUUCAUUAAAUUCAUGUUAAGGGUUCAAAAUUUGAUGGUAUGGCUAUAUACAUAUAGGAAGUUCACCUGGCAGUGUACAAUUACUUUUACUAGUGUAACUUAAUAAAACUGAAGAUGCCAAUAGUGAGCAUGGAAACCAAUCGAUGUGGAGGACAGUAAGUCUAGUUCAUAUAACAAUAUUCAUGUAUGUACAUAAGGAUACUGUGAUGUAAAUUCACACAAAUCCAUCCAAGCAUCAAUUUUAUCCUUUUAUUAUGAAAAAAAGACAAAUAUUAUGUUCAUGAAAACAACUUGUAUGAUAAGAAUAAUACUAACUAUUGUAAUGGUUGUGAAUUAUAAAUAAGUGAAUACAGAAACUAAGUAAAUGUUAUUGUAAAUAUGGAUUAUAUGCUUAUUAUUUGUAUCAUGUGUUCCAACAUUUUUGUUAAUCUUGUCUCUUUCAUAGUUUUAUUAUCCCGACCCAGGUGUCUAGUAUUUUCUCCAGUAUAUUGUUUCACAUGUUGUAUGUAGUCGGAAGGCAACUCGUUUAUUUACAGCACUUAUAGUUGAUCUAGUUAUUUACGGGAAAUGUGCCCUGGUAUAUGAUAAAUCAAUCACUUCAUGAAGUAUGAUAAGUAGGUCAGAUAAUUCUAGUAUUUGAUUUCUCAUAUUUACAAGGGUAGUCUUUAACUCUUGUAAUUUACAGAGUAUCCUGUCACAGAGUGAUUUUUUAGCAUGUAUACUCACAACUGAUUAAUAAUUAGCAAGGUAAAUUACCAUUGCAAUCGAAAUAUGGUCACAGUAUGAUAAUGAAUGUCAGGAAAUUAUGUUUCCAGGGUAUCGUAGAAGGGGCUGUGGCACCCCAAGGAAUUCACUCAAGACUUUUUUUUCCACUGUUGUUGAUUGCACGUGAUACCGAAGUUAACUUGCACUUAUAUGUAGGCUUGCUCCUAAACAUAUAUUUUCCUCACAGGACUGCUUGCAACACACUCUAUGUUGACUUCAGCCAUUACUCUGAACACCUAAACAACUUUAAGCAAUAUUGAGUUCUUAUAAUUAUGUAAACAUGUAUUCAUUUGACUUGACAAUAGUUAGUAAGCUAAAUCAUAUGAUCAAUGUUUAUACAGUUGUAAAUCCAUUUGACUGUGUGUGCUUUGGUACAGUCAAAUUGGUGGGUUUUAUUAUUGAUGUGAAUUUUGAAGUCAUGUUUUAUUAGCUUUAUUUAUCCACAUCAAUAAAAAAAGGGUAAUGGUAAAGAAAAAAAAAGAGGAUAAGAUACAAGAAAAGGACAUUAAUCAUCAGAAUUGAAAUAUGAAUGAAGUCUUUGUAUAUAACAUUCUUAUGGCCCUUUAAUUUUAACAUAACCUAGAAUUGCGACUUUGUUCAUUGGGAACACUAGUUUAAAAAAAAAAUUGCCAUUUUUUCUUUGUUGAAUUUUUCUUUCUCAUGUUAUUGCUUCAAGAAUAAGCUUUGUAUUAGCACAGUUGUACAAUAUUGUACAGGUACAAGAUACUUCUUGUAGCAACAUAUUUAUAACACUUUACAUAUAUACAAAUCUGUCUUGGAUUGACAUAGUAACUCUAGUCUGUAUAAGUUCUUUCCUUCUCUCUUCAUUUAUGCGAGAUGUCCCAUUUUGCAUGUUGUACUCCAGUACAUGAUAAUGCUAGUUAGUAUGAAAAUUUCAAGCUUACUUUUCAAUGAAAUGCUCCAGUUCCUUAUUGUUUAUUUGAUAAUUCUUGCAAGAGGUGUUAACUUUCUAUUAUAAACUAUCGGACAUAUAUCGGUAAACUGCAACUAUUUUCAUUACUGAAAUAUGUGAUAACUGGGCAAUGUGUACUUCAUACUUGCAUUAUCAGAUAAGGUACAAAAGGGUGCUUUAUCUGUACAAAUCUAUUGAAUUAGCACCCUUUAGUUCUUGAUCUUGGUGUAAGGUUCUCUUCAAUAAACCAAUUUCCAGUAAAAAUGGGCAGUGUCUACUAGAAUCAAUGUUGAUUAGAAAUGCAAUAUCUACAUCUAGAAUGGAUUUUUUUUUAUCAGGGGGCCCAUUUCAUAAAGGACUUACAACUGUUGUAACUAUGGCAUAAUGGCAACUACCAUGGCAACAGCGCUCAUCAGCCAAUCAAAAUGAAGGUUACCAUGGUAAUUGCCAUAAUGGCAAAGUACAACAGUUGCAAGUUCUUUAUGAAAUGGGCCCCUGAAGUAUGCGAUCAGUAGUACAUAUUGGAAGAUAAAAGUUCCAUUUCUGUAGUUUGUAUGAAUGGCUAGUGUUUGCUUGAUGUGAAAGGCCUAUUUGAAAGAAUUGUCACUGUGCCGUCCGCAGUGUAUGUUAAAUACCAACAUCUUGUUUUGGAUGUUGUUAAGAUGGAGUCAUUCGUUAGUAUAAAGCGAUGUAAGUAUAUGAAAGAUGGUCUCAGAUACCUGUACAUCUGUUAUAAUUCAUGGGGGAAAAAAGCGUGAUAUAUCUAAUACAAAGAUUAUUUUUGGAUUAUGUGGCAGUCAUGAUAUUUCAAGUCGUCAGCUUGAGGUUUUAUAAAAUUGUGUAAAGUCAAAUAUAUUUUUUUGUUUUUGUUUUUUGAAGAGAUGGUGGGGGUUUGAAUCAUCCCAAUAAUUCCGUCGUAUAAACUUAUUUUAUGAAUAUACUUUAUUUGUAAGAGCACUGCUAUCGUGCGAUGCAGUAUACAUUUUCAGCAUGUCAAAACUGUUGAGUAGAAUAGGCUGAGCGGCUGCUUGGCGGAUACCGUAGUUGCAGGGAAACUUUGGGACUCUCUUAGCAAACUAUAAAGUCAUGAGACACAAGUACACUGUCUCUUGAGUGUGCCCAUUAGUCAGUGUAUGUACUGUGUUAGGAGACAUGGCUACACUUUGGUGUUUUGCAGGAUGCGAUAUCAACUUAUCACCUCUCUCUCUAGCCAGUUAGUGUCCUGGGGUCAUGUUAGCCAAAAUGAUGCAGUAAAUUUCCUUUCUGUAAUGUGGAUUAAAUAUUUCGGUUUUUUUUUUCUUCUAAGCAAAAAUUAAAGGAAUGCUUAUAAACAAUAUAUUAUGACUUCAUAAAAAGCAAGGGCAAUUUUUAGACUCUUAUCGCUUCAAAGGUAAACAUUUCCAACUUUGAGACUUAUUCAAUUUAUUAUUUAGUCCUUUUGUAUUGUUCCUAAAGCUGUGUAGCUUAUCACUACAUCUGGAAUAACUGGGUAUGCUUUCAGUUUAUAUGAUAUAUAAAGUAUAGACAGAGGUUGUUAUUCUGGUUUGUAAUUUUCAUUAUUAUUUUGUUAUUGUGUAAAGUUGAUGAUCAUGCCUGUUUUAUCCCAAAAGAUGAAGAUGUAAUUAAAGAAAAUGGAUGAAUACGUAAUAUGUGAAAACUAUUUACCAUGUACAUGUACAAUGGCAUAUGUGUACUCUAUUCACAGUGCAAAAAUAAAAUAAAACAAUUUUGCUAUGGAA